AUGUUGAUAAAAAGUUGUAAACCUUGUCAAGUUCUGCAGUCUAGUCCUGAAAAGAUAAAGCAAAAAAUUAUUGAAAAACAAGAGAUUAGUGAACGCAACUACCAUGGAAAACGUGAAUUAGAACUGAGUCAGGGUCAAAAAGUUUGGAUUCGUGACUACAGUAAUCCCAAUAAAGCUAGCUGGUCUCCAGGUACAAUUCGAGAACAGUUAGGCCCUAGGUCAUACUGCUGUACAUUGUUAAAUAAUAGAACAAUCAAAAGACAUCUUAAUCAAAUUCGACCACGCAACUCUAAUGAAGCGUCUGAAUCGGCAAACACCAUUGAAGUAUCUGAAUCAGAAGCUACUUCAAACAAUAGCGCUGAGGCUAAUCCCAAUACUUUGGUUAUAAAUGACCAAUCUACCAGCAAAAGUAGUAAUGAAACUAGCACUAAAGAGAAUACGCCUCAGACGGUUGAUGAUAUAACACCUAAGCGUGCCUUAAGACCACGCCAAGACGGCAAAGCC
Molecule: messenger RNA, 504 nt
Organism: Rhagoletis pomonella (apple maggot)
Lineage: Eukaryota; Metazoa; Arthropoda; Insecta; Diptera; Tephritidae
Exons: 2
Source: RefSeq, a predicted model, not a curated record